UUCUCACAUUUAUUAUGAUCUGAAUUCCGUUGAACUGUUAUAUCAAGGAAACGGUUACUGAGUAGGACAUACUAUCAUAUCUACCGAGGUGUCGCACAUUUUCUUUUGUUUUAAUCCUACCUUCAACCUAGAGGAUUUCAACAGCAGGUUACCUGAGAAUUUGCUUGAACGAGUUAUUUCACUUGAAAGGAGGAAUAUGGUGCAAGCAUAAUGACAGUUUGUCACUUCCGGAUGAAUCUAAGCACACUGAAAUCCUGUAAUGUUAGAAGAGCAUGAUCAUAAGAGAAAUGUGACACUUAUGCACUCUCAGACUGUCUCCACUUCACUUGAGAAUGGAUUAAUGUGAAAGACUUCAUCCCUCCUUGAGGUUAGAUCUUGACUGGGUGGGAAUGCAAACGUGUGGCUGGUAAUAAGCACCCUGCCUCUCAGAUAUGCCCAGACGGGGGCUUCCUCUGCAGGGGCGGGCACGCUGGCUACUCCUGGGUAUAUUCUUGCUCUUGAUGCUGCUACUCUUUGCAUACCUGCUGGAGUGCACCCCACCUGCAGAUAUGAGACAAGAACUGCCUGGCCUGGGAGGAGAGCCUUAUGGAAAGGAGUACUACCAAGCCCUCCUGCAAGAGCAGGAAGAGCGGCAUCUCAGCCGAGCAGCCAGUCUCAAAAGACAAAUUGCACAUCUCAAACAAGAACUUCAGGAGAUGAGCAAAAAACUGAGGGUUCUUCAAGAAAAGAAGGAGGUUCCGGGGCCACAGAGCCUGAUUGAUGGCAAGGAUCAAGAGCCCAGUGACCUAUUGGAGUACCUGCACUCUCAAAUCGAUAAGGCGGAGGUAAAUACUGGGGCAAGACUGCCGAGUGAGUAUGCAUUGGUACCCUUUGAGAGCUUCACCACCUCGAAGGUCUACCAACUUGAGAUGGGCCUGACACGCCACCCUGAGGAGAAGCCUGUACGUAAGGACCGGAGGGAUGAGCUGGUGGAGGUGAUAGAAGCAGGUUUGGAUAUUAUCAAUAACCCAGAGGAAGAUGAUGGACAGGAGGAUAACAUCCCCAUGCAGAGGCAAACGUUCACAGAAAGCCAUUUUUUUGAGGGAAUCUACAGAACAGAGAGGGACAAAGGCACACUGUAUGAGCUCUACUUUGCUAAAGAGAAUUCCCACGAGUACCAUCACGUCACCCUCUUCCGUCCAUUUGGGCCCCUGAUGAAAGUGAGGAGUACAUCUGUAGACACUGCCAGCACCGUCAUUAACAUCAUCGUGCCACUGUCAGGCCGGACUGAAGCUUUUGUUCAGUUCUUAAACAACUUCAGGGAGGUUUGCAUACAACAGGACAAGUGGGUGCAUCUCACAGUGGUGUACUUUGGACAGGAGGGCUUGCAGGAUGUGAAGGCAUCUCUACAGAAAAUGUCCAGUGAGGAAAACUUCAGUAACUACACCCUGAUCCCUGUGGAUGAGGAGUUUUCUCGUGGCCGUGGUCUUGACAUUGGCGCUCAUGCAUGGGAUAAAGGCGGUGAUGUCUUGAUGUUCUUCUGUGAUGUUGACAUCUACUUCAAACGGGAAUUCCUUAGUACUUGUCGUCUGAAUGCAGCUCCGGGAAAGCGAGUUUUCUAUCCCGUGGUGUUCAGUUUGUAUAAUCCAGCCAUAGUUUAUGGAAAUCUUGAGUUGCCACCCCCUAUUGAAAAUCAGCUGAUUCAUAAAAAAGAUGCAGGAUUCUGGAGGGAUUUUGGAUUUGGUAUGACUUGUCAGUAUCGCUCAGAUUUUCUCAGCAUUGGAGGAUUUGACCUGGAAGUAAAAGGUUGGGGGGUAGAAGAUGUCCACUUGUACAGGAAGUACCUACGGAGUGAUCAGAUUGUGAUUCGCACACCUGUGUCUGGCCUGUUCCACCUUUGGCAUGAGAAGCUGUGUGCUGACGAGCUGACACCAGAACAAUACCGCAUGUGCAUCCAAUCCAAGGCCAUGAAUGAGGCGUCACACUCUCAUCUGGGCAUGCUUGUGUUCAGGGAGGAGAUUGAGACUCACCUUCGAAAGCAGGCUUUCAGAACUCAGAGUAAACCGGCAGAAUGAAUCAAGUAUGCAAUCAGACAUCCAUUCUGUACACGCUCAACAGUGCACAGCAUGGAGGACAUUUUUUUUGUGUCUAUUGAGACACGUGCAGAUUAUUUCAACUGAACAUUAUUCCUUGUUAAAUCUAAAAUAAUCCAUAGAUUAAAGAAGACCCUAUGACAGCAAGAAGACUUUAUCGGCUGGGGGAAUGUUAUUGAUUUGGUAUUAUGUAAAUCGUUUACAGAAGCAUUUGAUCAACCUUCUGGAAUUGUUUAAAGUGUUCAGCAAGGACCUUUUGGACAAUAACUCUGUAUAUAUGUGAAUAGUGACCCGUUCCUUUAGGAAACACAAGUUAUUGAAGAUUAUCUUCUCUUAACUUUUCUUCUCAUAAAUGCAAGUUUGAGAAGACGUGCCAGGAGUAAAGCAUGACUUUUGUAUUUUAUUUUUUUAAUUUGCAACUAACUGACAGAGUCAUACCUUGCAUUUUUAUUUUUAUAUUAUAACUUUCAACUUUGCACUGACAAAAAAGGGAUCUAAUUUAAAUGCUGAAAUUGACAAUCAUCCAUGAAUGGAUGUGGUUCAACUUGUCAUGCUAGAGAGUAAUUUAGGUAAUGGGCAGUUUGGUAGGUAAUGUCUCUGUUGGAACAGUAUAUACUUUAGUCUUUCCCCCAAAGCUUUCCAUGUUUUUGCUGCAUGGUCCUGAUAUGCAUUUUUAUGCAUGAGUCAAACUCUUAAUUUGCAACAUGUGAGGAGGCAGCUCGGUGCCAUAGCAUUCAAUGUUAGGGGUUAAUGGUAAACAUCAAAUGCUGUGACCCCUGCAACCACUAACUCAAUCUGUGGUGUGUAGUAAACGGUGAAAGAAACUAAACCAUUUACAACCCUAAAGAACAGAUUUGCCUGAAUGUGCCUCUUAGCUUCUGAGGAUAUGUAUUGUUAAUUCCAGUUGAAUAUAUCCAUGGCUAUCAAGGCUUCAAUUUGACCAUGAGGUUGCAAUUGUUCCAUUCCUCAUUUUUUAAACAAAUAAAAAGAAUACAA
Molecule: messenger RNA, 3068 nt
Organism: Xyrauchen texanus (razorback sucker)
Lineage: Eukaryota; Metazoa; Chordata; Actinopteri; Cypriniformes; Catostomidae
Product: chondroitin sulfate N-acetylgalactosaminyltransferase 2-like
Exons: 8
Coding region: 432-2054 (540 amino acids)
Cellular component (GO): Golgi cisterna membrane
Molecular function (GO): glucuronosyl-N-acetylgalactosaminyl-proteoglycan 4-beta-N-acetylgalactosaminyltransferase activity
Source: RefSeq, a predicted model, not a curated record